AUGGGCGGCCUGACCGCUGCGCUGGCCUUCGCCAAAAAGGGUUUCAAGAGCGUCACCGUGUACGAGACGGCCUCAAACCUGGGCUUCGUGGGCGCCGGCAUCCAGCUUGCCCCCAACAUGCUGCGGAUAUUGGACCGCUUAGACUGCUUGAAGGGCACGCGGAUCGAGAGGGAGGCCACAAACAUCACGGCGACGAGCAUCGUCCAGGGUUCGACAAACAAGGAGCUCGCGCAUGUCGACAUGCCCGACAUUGAGGCCAAGUAUGGGUACCCGCACAUGACGGGCCACCGUGAGAGCUUGGCCGGCGGUCUGUACGAGGCCUGCCAGAAGGAGAGCGCCAUCACCUUCAAGUUCGGCUCGCAGCUGGCUGGCGUGUCCGCGUUCGGGGCCAAGCCCCGGUUCACCAUCAAGCCCCGGGACGGCGACGAGUACACGGUCGAGACCGACGUGCUCGUGGGCGCCGACGGCAUCAAGUCGCAGACCCGGUACGACAUGCUGCGGGAGCUCAAGGUCGAGGGCGAGGUCGAGGACACGGGGCAGGCCGCGUACCGCAUCAUGUUGACGCGCGAGCAGCUGUCUCCUUACCCGGAGCUGAUCGAGCUGCUCGACUCCAACUGCGCCAUGCGCUGGAUCGGCGAGAAGCGGCACAUCGUCGCCUACCCCAUCAGCAGCCACAACAUCUACAACCUGUCGACGGCGCAGCCCGACUCCAACUUCGCCGCCGCGACCAACGCCACCUACACCACCAAGGGCGACAAGAGCGCCAUGAAGCAGGUCUACGCCGACUUCUGCCCCCUGGUCCAGACCAUGCUGGACCUGGUCCCCGAGGGCGAGGUGUGCGAGUGGCGCCUGCGGUCGCACAAGCCGCUGGACCAGUGGACGCACGGCAACGUCGCCCUGGUCGGCGACUCGUGCCACCCGACGCUGCCGCACCUGGCGCAGGGCGCCGCCCUCGCCAUGGAGGACGCCGCGACGCUGGCCGAGACGCUGAGCCUGGUGCCCGGGGACGGCGCCGACGCCGACGCCGUGGCCCGCGCCCUGCGCGUCUACGAGGCCCUGCGCAAGGAGCGCGCCACCACCCUCGUCGACCUCGCCGCCUUCUCGGGCCGCACGCUGCACCUGGGCGAGGGCAAGGCCAAGGAGGAGCGCGACCGCAUGUUCGCCGAGGCCAAGGAGAAGGGCAAGCCCGUGCCCGACAAGUGGGCCAGCCCCGAGGUGCAGGCCAUGAUCUACGGCCACGACUGUGUCAAGAACGCUCAGGAGCAGUUUGCCCAAUUAUAUGCCGGCCUGUCGUAG
Molecule: messenger RNA, 1296 nt
Organism: Neoarthrinium moseri
Lineage: Eukaryota; Fungi; Ascomycota; Sordariomycetes; Amphisphaeriales; Apiosporaceae
Exons: 1
Coding region: 1-1296 (431 amino acids)
Biological process (GO): secondary metabolite biosynthetic process
Molecular function (GO): FAD binding; monooxygenase activity
Source: RefSeq, a predicted model, not a curated record